GGUCAUGUAAAAGUUGUCAGAGUUCAGUACGUAGUUGAUGUUACUAAUGAUUCAAUAUUUGAAGGACAGACGACAGAAGAACUGGGGUGUGGUCGAGCUUUUAGUCAUGCUUCUGCUAUGUUAGGUGUCAUAGCCAAACAAAGAGAACUAAAAGCUUUAAAAGAAGACGAGGGGGAAGAGGACGAUGUGAGGUUUUUUAAAUAUGAAAUUAAACCAUCAAAACAAUCAAUCCAUAGGAAAACUCCUAGGACAGAAAUUCACAAGAAAACGAGUCAAGAGAAAGUCAAACUUCCAGAAAUCAGCGUUCAGGAAAUUAAAGAGGAUUCUCAAGAACUUUCUGACGCAUAA
Molecule: messenger RNA, 348 nt
Organism: Lottia gigantea (owl limpet)
Lineage: Eukaryota; Metazoa; Mollusca; Gastropoda; Lottiidae
Exons: 4
Source: RefSeq, a predicted model, not a curated record